GUGGUACCGCGUGCGCGUUCGCAGGCAUUUUCCAGGUGGCGGAGUGAGUUUUGUGGAAGUUUACGGGAGACGCUUUCGUUCGGCUCCCAACAUGUUGGUGCUAUUCGAGACCGCUGCCGGCUAUGCCAUUUUCAAAGUCCUGGACGAGAAGAAGCUUCAGCAGGUCGACAGUCUUUGGAAGGAGUUCGAAACGCCAGAAAAGGCUAAUAAAAUAGUUAAACUGAAACACUUUGAGAAGUUCCAGGACACCACAGAAGCUUUAGCAGCUGCAACAGCUCUGGUGGAGGGCAAACUCAGCAAGAACCUGAAGAAGGUGCUGAAGAAGAUCGUUGCCAAGGAGGCACAUGAGCAGCUGGCAAUCCAUGAUGCUAAACUUGGUGGAGUCAUCAAGGAAAAGUUGAACCUGACCUGUGUGCACAGCCCUGCUGUUGCAGAGUUGAUGAGAGGCAUAAGGAACCAGAUGGAGGGGCUCAUCACUGGGCUGCCUCCUCGGGAGUUUAGCGCCAUGUCCUUGGGCUUAGCGCACAGCCUCUCACGAUAUAAACUCAAGUUUAGCCCUGACAAAGUGGACACCAUGAUAGUUCAAGCUAUCUCUCUCCUCGAUGACUUGGACAAGGAGCUGAACAACUACAUUAUGCGCAGCAGGGAGUGGUAUGGCUGGCACUUCCCAGAACUGGGCAAGAUCAUCACCGACAACCUGGCCUACUGCAAAAGUGUCCGCAAGAUUGGUGACCGUACGAAUGUGGUGAACACUGACCUCUCAGACAUACUUCCCGAGGAGGUGGAAGCCGAGGUGAAAUUAGCAGCUGAGAUCUCAAUGGGGACAGAGGUGUCGGAACAGGACAUCAGGAACAUCCUGCAUCUGUGUGACCAGGUGAUUGAGAUCUCAGAGUACCGUGCCCAGCUGUACGACUACCUGAAAAAUCGUAUGAUGGCAAUCGCACCCAAUCUGACAGUGAUGGUGGGUGAGCUAGUGGGGGCACGAUUGAUCUCACAUGCAGGCUCUCUACUAAACCUGGCCAAACACCCAGCGUCAACGGUGCAGAUCCUGGGGGCUGAGAAGGCCCUGUUCAGGGCACUAAAAACCCGACGGGACACUCCGAAAUAUGGGCUUAUUUACCACGCCUCCCUUGUGGGCCAGACAACUGCCAAGAACAAGGGCAAGAUCUCCAGAAUGCUGGCAGCCAAAACCUCACUAGCUGUCCGAUAUGAUGCCCUCGGGGAAGACACAAAUGCCGAGAUGGGAGCAGAAAAUCGUGCCAAAUUGGAGGCCAGGCUGCGCCACCUUGAGGAGCGGGGGAUCAGACGCAUUAGUGGAGCUGGGAAAGCACUGGCCAGAGCAGACAAAUACCAGCACAAGAGCGAUAUUAAAGUGUACGACCCUUCUGGGGACUCAACACUCCCUUCUGCUUCCAAAAAGAGGAAGUUUGAGGAGGUAGAAGAUGAAGAGAAGCCAGUGGAAGUCAAGCUCAAAAAAGUAAAAAAAGAGCCUGAAGAAGCCGAUGCAGUGACAGAAGCAGAAACUCCCAAGAAGAAGAAGAAAAAGAAGGAAAAGCAAGAGGCUGAGGAGGAAAGGAUUGUAAAGGAGGAAGAGGAGGAGGAGAUGGAGAUUCUCAGUGCAGCAGCUGAGACAACAGAAAAGAAGAAAAAGAAGAAGAAAAAGAAGGUGAAAGAAGAGGAAGAGGAGGAUGAGGACUGAGAAUUGGACUUUUUUUUUUCUCUCUUUUCUUUUUCUACCAUUGCACAUGCCCAGAUUAGUUGGGGAGGAAUUUCAGAGGGUGCCAGCAUGAGUUCUGACUACAGGAGCAUAACAAGACUGCAACUACGAUCCAGGACUCAUUGAACAAUGCUUUUAUUAUUUAACAGGUAAAACUUUUUUUUUUUUUAGUAAACUGUUUUCAAAGAGGGGAAAAGCAAAUGUGACUGCUGAUUUUCAUAUAAUAGAAUAUCUGAAUUUUGCUCAGCUUUUGAUGUGAAGGUCAGUCAUUUCCCUGCUCAUUGUUCCAAGGUGUAGAGAAAUGUCUUUUGUUUAAUCAAAGCAAUUAUAUCUGAACAGCUGUUUGGAGAAUGCAUCUUUACCACAUAAGGCUUCUGGUACCCAGGCAUCUGUACUAUACUGAAUUAAAUGCAUUCAUUUUA
Molecule: messenger RNA, 2139 nt
Organism: Scleropages formosus (Asian bonytongue)
Lineage: Eukaryota; Metazoa; Chordata; Actinopteri; Osteoglossiformes; Osteoglossidae
Gene: nop58
Product: NOP58 ribonucleoprotein homolog (yeast)
Exons: 15
Coding region: 92-1699 (535 amino acids)
Cellular component (GO): small-subunit processome; box C/D methylation guide snoRNP complex
Molecular function (GO): snoRNA binding
Source: RefSeq, a predicted model, not a curated record